This is a messenger RNA of Paraglomus brasilianum, 201 nucleotides long. The record is from the annotation of a GenBank genome assembly. Lineage: Eukaryota; Fungi; Glomeromycota; Glomeromycetes; Paraglomerales; Paraglomeraceae.
AUGCUUGCAACCUGGACUCCAACCGAAAGGCUUGUUAUCUUUUUAUGUGAAGAUGGCACCUUAUUCUCGGAUUCGAUGGCCCCAAAAGAACAUUUAGGCAAUCGUAGUAAUCAUGAAUACCAUAAUUUUGGAAAGAUGCUCAUCUUCAAAUCUACAGGAGAAGACGUCUAUGCUACCUGCGAUAGUGAUAACAACGUUCCG